GAGCCGCCGCUGGGCUGUUCAGAGCGAGCGUGGACGUUUACCGCGUCGCAUCUUUUGGGUUUUUCGGUUGAUUCCUUUGUGAAUGUUCUUAGUCUCGCAACGCGUUCACAAGCUACACGAUUCUUCACUCGGCUAUUUCCUUCCGCGAGUGUUUCGUCAGAUUGAUUUGCGUCCAAGUUUCAGUUUGGAUUUGUCUUGCUUAAAUCUCGAUUACGAAUAUAUACUUAGAGAACAUAUACGAAUGGAAUCGUGAGAACUUCCGGGACACACUGCAACCCGAUUCGAACGCAAUAGUGAUCGACAGUGAGCACCAAUGACAUGUGCAGUGACAUUGAUAUCGAACUUUAAACGAUCAAUCAAAAUUUUCGCCUUGUUUGCCCACCAAAUUAGACAUGAUACAUCGUACCGUGUAUCAAACAUAUAGAGAUCUAUGUUUCGUUCACACAUCAUCGGCGAUGUUCACGUAAAAGUGAUGCAAAUUCGAGCCAUGCUAGUAAUCAUUUUUGAUUUUCCAUAUAUUUUUCUUUAAUCCCAUUGCUGUCCGUUUGUUUUCUACGAGUAGAUUAAUAGUAUCGACAAGAAUGUAAAAAUUAGUUAGAAAGGACAUCCGUGAGUGUAAGUAGUUUGCAGUGUCUCGUGAAUUUGACUGUCUAAAGACAUCUACCUUUGCUCGAAGUUGGCAACAUCGAACCCAGGAUCGGAGCAGAAAGGCAAACGUUUGAACGAAGAACGCGUAGACGGCGAAACUUAUAGCCGGCCGAGUAGUAGAUGUGUAUGUUGGAGGAGAAAGAGAACGAAAAGCCGGUCUUCGAUGGAACACCUGUUCUACAGAUUUGAAUAGCGUUUGAAGCGCAACUCUACGAUUAAUUCAACGACCGACGGCACGACGGCAACGACAACGGUGACGGCGACACCGACGACGGCGGUUAUUCUCCUCCGUUCGGCGGCGCUGUCACCUCUAAAGAUGUCAGAGCUCCGAAUCGAUUGUUCCGAACUAACUCAUUCGAAACAUUAAGACGCCUACACCAGAAACAGCAGAAUACUCGGACAAGAUGUCAAUGACGGGAAGCUUAAUGGGUUACGAGAACAAUAACGAGAUAAAUCAAGCAAAGUGUAAGAAGCCGUUAAAACCGCUUCCGAUAGUGUCUAGCAUAAAUUCCAGUGGUAUUACAACAGCCAACAAAACGAAAAAACCCCGAAGAUCGGCCAGACGCAGCUCUUGUAUACGAGGUCACGUGAAUAGUUUGUGGUCCGUCUGGUACGGUGUUUUGGCGGUCGCUUUUCAAGCUUACAUCGGGUUAAGAUACGCGAAAAGGUUCGCCGCGUAUUUAUCGUUACCUUGGCCUGCGGACGCUCCACCGCCAAAGGUGGAGUUGUACGCGUGCUUGGUGCUGGCCGGUGCUGGAGUCGUUUUGCUGCCCGUUCUUCUCGGCGCGGCAUUUUUAAAGCUCGGCAACCUGGCGAACGAUGGGGUGAAACUUGGCCGCCAUUUGAGCGCGUGUUCGCGCGAUCCGCCUUCGUCCCUGCUCACCAACAAUCCCGACCACAGUUUGGCAAACAAUUUAUGGCGGCACGGGGGUCCCACGGCCGCUUUCGUGCACCUUUGUACAGCCAUGUGCUUCCUCCUACCCUCGCUUCUCAUGGAGGCUAGGCUGAUACACGCUGGAUUUUUGCCAAAAGAAACGAUAUGGCGUACGGAUCUGGAUUGGCUGGUGACUCAUCGCGAUCGGCUGGUCGUGUCGAGCUUCAUGAAUCCGACCGUAAAUCUUAGCAUCUUAACCGGUUUCAUAACGCCCCAACCUUUCGUCACUUUAAUACCCGACGACGAAUCGACCGAUAACACAGGGAACGAUAUUACCACCGUGAAAUCAGAAUUGAUCGAUCUUAUCAAUAAAUCGAUCGCGGUCGAAUCUCGACACCAGGAGACUACAAGGUAUAACGGGUUAUUUCGAGCGGCGAGUAACGGUUUAGCAACAUCUGAUACUCGAGUUCCGAGUACCACUUCCGCCCUACCUGCCAAAGGAGCUACAAGUACUACUCCCUCGACUCGAGAAAUCAUUAUCGAUGCACCGAAAACACCGUCCACGAUUUUGAACUCGACGAUGCCCGCCAAUGGCAGUGCAUCGUCGAUUACAACGACGACAAUGAGAACGACGAGUAUAGACGCGGCAACAAUGACAACGAUGACGGCAACGUUGUUGACAACUAGGAGCGACGCGCGGGCAUCGACGAGAACGGCGGAGAUGGGAAAGAUAGCUACUGCUACUGGAACCGCGACCACCGCCGUGGCAGCGUCGACGCUCGCGUCCACUUUUCCCUCGACGACCAGCUCGAUGAAGUAUGGGAAUACUGUUAAGCGACCAAUCACCACCAAAACGAUCGUUAAAAAUAAUAGUUUAAAGAGCAAGUCGAAAACGAAGAACGUAGGAAGAAAUUCGACGACGAUCAGACCGAAGACUAUCUCUGUUGGAAAUAUGACCGCGCAGAGCAUGUCGUUAACGAUGAACAGCUUGGCUGAUUUGGAUCAUCCGGAAAAGUUGAAUCUUGAAUUACAAUCAGCUGAAUCGUACGGACCUAUCACUCUCGAGUAUUUGAAUUACGCAGUCGCUCUUGGCGUAUAUUCCGUGAGGUAUCCGGCGGUUUUUUGGUCGUGCAAUAAACCAUUGGCCACAAUUUUUAGCUUCCAGUUAAUCGUCAAUUCCGCCCAGAGCUUAUUGGCCUACGUUGGAAUGUCCGUUCUUUACAAGGUCCAAGUAAUGGGGCCUUUGAAGGUGCUACCAGUUCUUCGUCAACAGUAUCGUACGAUAUCAACCACAAGCAGCAUAUCGACCAUUUUCGGGGACUCGUACUUUUUGCUGAAUCCACAUGUUACGCUCGUUCUGUUCGCUCUCUCCUCCCUUUUGGUGCUUUGCUCAAGCAUGGUGAUGUAUUUCUACGCUUACGGCAGAUUCACAGCGUUUCUAAAUCACGAACGUGAGCGUCGAAUCAUCUUGUCAAAGGAGAACCGAAACGGGAACGGUUGGAUAUACUUUAUCCAUUGUACCGCUUUAUGCGUAUUCCUUGCAAUCGCGAUAUGCAGCGCGCCGUUGCUCUACGACUACAGUGUCGUGUACCGUGGCAGCCUGGACGGUGCAAUUUUAGCAUGUCUUGUCGCCACCGUCCUGCAUCUCUUCCUGUGGCUGGUUUUAUGGAUAUUCCUCACGAUAAAGCAACGCUGGACGUUCAAAUUGCGAGUGACUAUCGGCCGUGCAACCGUUAGAUCCGCAAGAUCGGUGAAGCUCGUGACCGACGUCGAUCUGUUAUCGGCCAGGGACGAUGAGGACGGAACCAAUGCGCCGUUGCUGGUUGUCGGUAACGGCAGGACGUACACUAUUGCCGACGCUUCACCGAAAAAGGCUAUCAUGAGCGUGAUACAAAAGGCAGCUAUCGAGAGGAAAGCGCGAGCUCAAGGAAACACUGAUUCGGUUAACGGCGAUUCAGUGGCCGACGAUGAACAAAUCUAUUGGUUGAGACCGAAAUUGCGCCCGUCGCCGACUAGAUCGCCGAACGAGAACGGUGCACCAGCCACGGAGAAAGGAUGGCUGAACAAGAAAUUGAAACCCAAGGUCACCUUUAACGACCUGCCUAGUACGUCAGGCUCGCGUAAUAAAGGAAAAAUCAGACGAGGCAAUGGUGACGGAGGCCCUGAAGAUGACGGAGAUUACGCCACGUUACGGGAAUUACCGUUAAUUACGUCGUUGGAUCCGGCCGAUGAUUCAACAUCCGAAGAGAACAAGUGGGAAAGAUGGCUGAUAUCUCGUAGGGACGGUAUACCUAAAUUUGGAAACCUGCUCGAGUGCGUGAACGAUGACCAAGUGACGUACUACGCGAGUGCAAACCGCGAUCUGCAACCUUCGGAAGGCGACCCUUCGCCUCUCUUGACUCCAGACCCUUUGCCCGAUUCCUCCUCGGAGCCACUUCCACUGCCACCUCCGACUCCGUCUCCAACUCCGACUCCGACUUGUGCACCGACUACCGAAGUUGUCACGGCGUUACUAACCACUAACACCCAGACGAACGGAGGACACACGCCACGAUGCUUGCGCCGAGCAGAUUCAGGAAUGCCGCACGAGGAAUUGACGCCUCGCUCGGAUUCCUCCAAUUCUCCACCGUUGGACGCCGUGGUGGGGGGUAAUAGCGGAGCCGGCUCGGUGGCGGGGCACAGUAACGCGAGCAGCCACAGCGAAACGUCCUCUAGCGGCGUGCACAGUAACGCAAGCAAUGGGAGCAACAGCAGCUGUCAACGGCGAGCGACCAGCGUGGACGACGUGACAAGUGGCAACUGCGCCACGAACGUUGCCGAGCAACGAGAUAACGAGGAGCCGCGCGACCAGUGGCGCAGUUGUUCCCUGCAACGCGGGAUUCAGCCACCGACCGCUGCCAUCGCGUUUUCACCGCCGAAUAGUCGUCCCGGCACCAGCCAUUCCUUUUCCUCGCCUCAGUACGCGAACCACGUGCCGCUGUUCGCCAAUGCGAGUUCAAACGCGAACGCUAAUCCCAGCGUGAACAACACGGUGACGAGCGUGAGUGGGAGCACGAACGUUAACGUGAACAACGAUAUCGCCGCCACGGUUGGCCAAGGAUGCCCGGCCGUUAUCCUCGAGAAUCCGAACGAGGCGACCGUGGUGAUACGGCGGAAGCUGUCCAGGACGAAGUUGACGGAGCCCUUGAACCCGAACGAGGAGCCGUUCGGCCGGUCCACCAACAUGAGGAUGACGUCAUUCACGGAGAGCAACGACGUUCGCGUUCACGCCUCGUCCGCGACGUUGCCGCAUUACCCGACCCAACCUGUGGUGACGUACCCGCAUUGCUCCACCAUGCCUCUGCCCCACGCCUCUCACAGUAUGGCCGGAUCACACAUGGGCGGCUCGAGCGGGAGCUGUGGAUCCGUGCCGAGGCACGCUUUCGUUCCACCGCAGGUACACUCGACGGUGCCCGCGCACACUACUUUACCGUCCCAUCACAACGGCGUCAGACUUCUCCCCGGCAUAGCGCCCGCCCCCAACAAUCCUUUCGUCAAGAGGUUCCCGCCUGUACAACUGCACACGCAGCCCUGGGCGCUGCCCGGCCACCACACCUUCCCCCAAGCGUCCCAAGUUAACGGCAAGCUGACCACCACCGCCCAGAUCAGGCAGAGCGAUCGCGACUCGGCAAACUUUUCCAUGGCCAGUAGCGGUGAUUCCGACACGUGUUUGCCUCACUAGAGACCUCGUUCGAUCGUCCACCCUCUUCGCUCUCGCUCCGCGCCGAGCAAACGUUACACUGUUUCCUGAUCACGGAUUUCCUGGAUCGUCGUUCGUGCCCACGACUGCUUCUCGAGAUCUUUUUGAAAGAAGAAAAGGUUUUCUCGGGGAUCGUUGUUCGCGCAUGCGCGUCUCAUUAUCGCACCAUCGUAUUAAGGAGUUACAUAUCACACUUUCGAUUCGAUCCAUGAGAACACGUCCGACACGUACGGUCAUUUUAUUUUCGAUACACAAAAAAAACCACCACCGUCUGUCGCGACAAACAUUUUGUCUCGUUCUUCCAUAUUAAAUGUUUCUUCGUAUACCACUUGUAAAUCACAUCUCGCGUAUUGUCUACCCGCUUCUCGAGCCCCGAUACAGUUGAUUCGUUCGAAUUGAUGAAUAUCCCGAUCGCAAUGAACAUAUCCUGCGAGACACUGAAUCGUUGCUUGCGUUACUCGUCAAUUGCUAUUAUAAUACGUGCAAGAUAAAAAUUUUCUUCUUUUCAAAGACUUUUUCCCCUAGAUUUUAAUUUUAUCUUUCGUUACUUUUUGUAAGGAACGUCUUUGAAUAUUUAUUAAUACGAGUAAAAAGAAAAGAUUUGUGAAGAUAAUUAGCAAUAACGCAUGUGUUGAAAAUUGAAAAAGAGAGGUAAAAAUAAUUUGAUCGUAAAAAAUUUAUUCAAUUAUUGUAUGCAUUAGAGAAAUUUUAUUUAUUUAACACAUUCACGUGGAAAGUAUUCGAAAAUGUAAGUCUCAUCGCGCACAAUGAGAUAACCAUAUAUAUAUAUAUAUAGACUAAUACGACCAGUCAAUGGAUGAUUAUAUUAAAAAGAAAAAAAAAAAAAAAAAGUUAAGAAACUUACUGCCAUAUUGAUAACUAUAAUCGCAAAGAUCUUUAGAUCUUCGUCACAAUAUGAAUUUAUUUAUCGACUGCCAUGUUAUUUCGUCCUGUUUCGCGAACAAAAAGCGCUCGAGAAGUGUUCGUUCUUUUCGUUCGCUCGUAAUCGCUUAACGCGUAGUGAAAUAUUAAAGUAUUUAAUAUCGCUUGCGCUAUUACGAUAAUUUUAUUUUUCGCGAUCAUCGUAAUUUUAAUCGAGGAAACGCGAAGAAAUGCACUCCUAUCUUGAAUAAUCGUGUCUUGUAUCAGCGUUGUAUACAAUCAAAGAUCGUAUUUCCAUCCAUAUAUACAUAUAUAUAUUAAAUUUGAUACGCACGUCGAUUAAAACGCAUUUCGAAUUGUAUGAUUUCGCUAAUUGACUGUUUAUUAAUAUACAACGAUGAUACGAUACGAGAUGCAACAAAUAAAUACCGUGUUUAAUAAAUAUAGGUCGAAAUGUUUCCCAAUUUCAUAAUCGAGUGGACAGAAAUAAAGAGGAAUAAUAAAAAAAAAAAUAAUAAAAAAAUGCAUAAUGGAUAGAUUAAAUAAUUAUAAUCCGGAUAGUUUGCCGAGUUCAUCGAAUUUAGAACAAUAAAAACGAUGACGAUUUUAGGAUACUUACGAUGGAUUAAGUUAAAAAGAAAUCUUUAGAAAGCUAUUAUUAAUAUCCAAGAACUUUGCGCGCGAGAUAUCUUACCAUAUCUUAAAUGUUUAACUAACCAAAACCUCGAGUACGGGUUGUUGUAGACUUUCGAUGAAAAUGACAUCUCUUUGGAACAGGAUAAAAAAAAAACACGGUCAAGAUAAUAAUAACUUAUAUAACGUACGCGUAUAUUAUCCAAUGCUUAUACAUAUACACCUAAUGCAAUAUUUGAACAUAACCUCAAAUUUAUGAAACGUAAUGAAUCAUACGUUGUAAGUGUACGUGCUAUUUAGAAAUUCUUGUUGACGCAUUCGACGAAACAAACGGUAUUUUUUGAUUCAUCGAUCGAAUUUAUCAAUCUUUACAAGCUAUGACUAAUAAAUACACGAAUAAUAUAACACGGAUAGUAUAAUGGCAGAAAAGAAGUGUGGUAAGGGCGUGCCUUGCUCAUCGAAAAAGCGUACACGUUUGUUCAUAAAUUACGAAUCAUAUACUUGUUUUUUUUUUAUAAUAUUUAUUAAAGUUUAAUAAUAUUUAAUUACCUUUUGACUCGUGUACAAACUUACAACACUCGUGUUGUUGAAUAAACCUUUAUUAUUAUUAGAUACACAUAUAGAUUUUUAUGUUUGUUUUAUAAAUUAAAUAUUUUACAUUGAAUAUUCUUUAUGGAUACAGGAUAUGAAGUAUGAAAGAAAAUGAUUUGUUCUUCAAUCGUGAACAAUCGAAAGAUAAUUAAAAGAUAAAUACACGAUAAAAUCUUUAAAUAAGAAAUAAUGAUUAUAAAACAAUAUUUAUAAAUCGUUAUCUACUCUGUAAUUAAGUAAUUGAGUUGUUCAUUUUUAAACUUUUAACUAUCAAUGUUCCGUGAUUUAUGGACAAGAGUGUAUAUAACGUAUACUGCGCAUGCUUUUUUCUUUCUUCCUCGACUUAUUUGUUAGGAAAUCUUUCUUUCAACGUAGAUAUCGAAAUGUAAUGAAACUAUUUACGUACGUAGCAAGAACUUUCUGCUCAAGUGAAUGCACUCUAGAAGAAAGAUUGUUAUUUUGAGAUAUCUUCCAAUUUUCGACGAUUUCAGACAAGAAACAAGGUUAGAAAUAUGCGUAGAAUCGGUAUGUACAAUGCCUGCAUCUCCAUCCGAUACCGCCAGAGAGCGGUGUAUCGCGUGUUUCUCGCGAAAAGGUGAAAUCAAGAAGCCACGAACAAACGUCGAAAAGAAUCGAUAUGUACAGAUCUCUUUUUCUGUGUGUUCAUCGAGUUGUAUUUAACACUCGUGUUCGUUCUAUCUUUUGUGCACAUAUCCUGAAUCUAGAAUGGCCCCGGAACAAAUUAAGAGUGAUGCAUCAAAUUUAUAGGUAACCUAACCUAAAAAAAUUUGUAGUGUUCGCGAGAAAAUUGAAAAUAUUACUGUCGUCUAGUAUAUCAUAUCUGUGGUGGUGUUGACAUUUUAAUCCUUCGAGUCUUGACUAAUAAUUAUUUUUAUUUUAUCGUGUUUCUUUUAUUAUCACAUUGUGUAAUUUGAUGAGAUUCUCUUAUCUAUUUGUAAACGUGUAUUAAUAUAAAAUAUUAAUUACAUUCAAAAAAAUAGUUUAUAUAACAAUAUACGACCAUAUACAUAUGGAACGAUGUAUAAAAAAUUAUUACAGUUUUAUUGAAAUGUUUUAUUUUACUUAUUAUAUUUACAAGACUUUGCCCUAUAAUUUUUAAUUGUUUCACUUGUUCGCUCACUAAAAAAUUGUCUAAAUAAUUAAAAUAAAUUUUAUGUGAGAUUUCUAAGAUGGCUAUAAAAUAAUACCAAUAUUAAUGAAUAUUAUAUUUAUUAGAAACCAUAAACAAGUUUCUUAAAAUAUAUUUCUCAAUGCUUUUUACAAACAUUGUUUACAUAAAAAACACGAUAUAAAUAAUUAUAAUCCAGGACAUAAAGGAUUAAAUUGUGCCAUACUCAUCAUAUCUUUUUUCAAUUCGUUGAAAAAAAAAGAAAAAGAAAAAACAAAAAAACUAACUGUUACUUCUUAUCCUUCACACACGAAGCAAUCUUCACGAACGAUUUCGCCUAACUUUUUAACUCGAAUCUAAUUAAAAAAAAACAAGUGCAAACCUUUCAUCAUAUCGCGGACAUAAAUGGAUAAUCUCUAAUAAUGGCUGAUGGGCGAAUAAUCGAAUAGUUUUUCUAUUAACAGUAUGUAAAAUCAACGGAAGGGGAAUACCACCUACUUAUAUUUUCUUACUGUUUUCACGAACGAUUUCGCAACUCUUCCGUGCGUAGAGAGAGGGAGUAGGAGAAUAUAAAACGUGUUAGUCGCCGAGUAGAAGAAGCUAGUAGAGAAAGUCAGAGCCAGAUCACCGGUCGAGGAGGUCGUGAAAAAUUCGUUACGCGAUUAUUAUAACAAAUCGAUAAUCGCAAGCGCGCAUUCCAUUCGAAGCCUCGAAAUCCUUGGUUAUCUGGACCGACCGUUAGAAUCAGAAAAAUUCCUAUAUAAUUUUUAUACCUGGAUAGAAUCGAAUAGAUGAACCGUUUUCUCCGAGUAAAUUGAAAGAUUUCAAUCUAUUCUUCUAGGACAAAAAAAAAAAAAGAACGUCGAAAUGGAUGCAGUCAAAGCUUUAUGGUAAGCUAUAUGGGAGAUACAAUAAGGGAGAUACAAUACAAUCGGUUUUUUUUAAAAUGUCGAUUCGUUUCUUUGCAUAAUAAUUUCGAGAAAAUAUCAAAGAAAAAGAACUGUAUCGAUUUGCAAAAAAAAAAAAACGAUAAAGCUUUCACUGUACUUGUAUAUUUUUUCAAGCGAAUUUUUCAAUGCGCAUGGGUUACACGCAUUUCUCUCUUGUAUGCCAAUGUAACGACGAACGAAGAUUUUUUAUACGAGACUUGAUUUCAUCUUCAUUCGAUGCCGAAGAAAAAAAAAAGAAAGAGCGACGCGCCGAUUUGUAAGAAAAAAAAAAGAAAAAAAAAAAGAAACAAUCCUUACACGUGUAAGAAAAGAAGGAGAGACAACGACGAGGGAUUAAAGCUCGAGCGAGUUUUAAUCGAUGAGAGAUACAGGUAAAUGAGAUCGAUUGGUGGUCUCCUGAAGGCCGGUUAAAUUUUUUAAGUAAAUCUUUUCCUCGUAAGAAAAAGAAUAAAAGUUGGAAUAAACGCUUUGUAAUACCGAUCGUACAUAUCAUACAAUGAAAAUGGACCAUAGAAACGACGAGAAUGCUCAGUAAUCGAAUAGUUAACGUGGAACACCAUCGAUCGAAAUUUAGAUAAGAAAAAAAUUAGGACAAUUUGUGAAAUGUGUAUCUGUCGAAAAUGAUCCAGGCUCGAAAACGAUCGGGUUCGAAUUUCGUAUCGUAUCGUUUAUUAACUUCAGAUAAUUUCAUUUCAUUCUCUUGCUGUUGAAAAAUUUCGUGUAUAAUUAUAAGAUCAUGAUCGAGAAUUAUUGGACAGUUGCAGAUGAAAUGGUCGAAUAAUUUUUAAUAUGAUAUAUUAUAUUUCGUUUCCAUAAAUAAUUUCUCUUAAAAAAAAGAAAAGCUUCCUUUUUAACGAGAACCGUGAUUUUAUCAAUCAAAUUAUCGAAAUGAGACAUUUAACGACUUAUGAGAUUCGCAACAGUCCAAUACACUUUAUCCAUUCGUUGUUUCGUCAUUUUCAUAACAAUUGUUAACAGCAGCAGGAAUAUCAAAAGCAAGAACGAACCUACGCUAUUUGAAAACAAGAAUUUCGAUGGGAUAUUUCGAUACGCUGCUAUUCGUAGAAAUAUAUUCUUUUAGCGAUAAUAUGUUUUUAUCCGUUCGUUUUAGACCAGCUCUCGACGCGGAAACGUACACGAUCAAAUAGAUGCUCCGAAAACAAGAUCGAUCGAUGAAUUUCUACGAAAUUUUUCUUUAUUUAUUUAUUUACUUUUUUCUCUCUCUCGCAAUUUUACAGCCAUCCGAGAAUGGAAAGUGAAAAAAAAAGUUUCGGAGCAUUUCACACAGUUUUUACCGCGAGAAUUCCGUCUCGAGCACGCACAUAAAGAGGAUAAAAGCGAAAUGGAAAUAAAACAAAAACAGGGGAAGUAAAGGUUGCGCCUUUGCGCGUGUACGAGCGGUCCGUGCCUAUAUCUGUGCGCGCGCAUUCAAUUGGUCGCCCUCGACCACGUAUAUUUCUUUGGCUUGUAAAUAAUUAUAUGGACCGAGUGAAAUUAGCGGUUGGGACGAGGGAAGGGAGCGAGACUGAACGAUGGAGGGGAAGAUAAGAGAAAGAAAGAAAGAGAAACUUUAACGGAUAUGUACGAAUAAUUGUAUAAAGACUGAUUAGACUUACUUUGGUAUUUAUUCUAAUUCACAGUUAAACGCUAUCGCUUUGCGCGCUCUUGAAUACUCACGGAGCACGAAACCAAAGGUAUUCAAAUUCCUGGCUCAAAUUCCAUUUUUCUCUUCUUCUUUGACGUCUGUCCGAUUGCAUUUCUCACUCUUUUCUUUCAUUUCUUCUCAUAAUUUUUUUUUUUGCUGUUCCUUAAAUUUUUUAAAUAUUUUGUUAUCCUCGAUUUCGAAACAUAAUUUCCAUCCCGUGAACGGCCUAUGAGAUUUACUUUCGUUGCAUAAUUAUGAAUAUCCAUAGAAUCUGUAUGUAAAAUAGGAAAAGAAGGAUGAAAAGAGUGAAAGACAAGAAAAAUUGACAUUUUCAAUUAUUUAUUAUUCGUAUUUGUUUUCAUAAUUUUGUUUGUCAAUUUGCCAUUUCUGCAUCCAGGAAAGAUUCAUCGAUUUUACCAUUCAUGGAAAUGUGCGAACGGAGCAAAGAGAAAAAGAAAAAUGGUAUGCGCGAUUAUAACAGCGACACUAUUAUUGUCACAUCGUAUCAAUAUUAUUCGAUGCAUCGUAUAAGCAAGUAAACUAGAUGUAAACUUUGUAUAUUCAUUUACCAAGAAAAUAAAGAUAAAUUAUUCGA
This is a messenger RNA of Apis mellifera (honey bee), 11686 nucleotides long. It is a transcript of the gene tinc, whose product is annotated as protein tincar. The transcript is spliced from 16 exons. The record is from RefSeq and is a predicted model, not a curated record. The coding region runs from base 1053 to 5243 and encodes 1396 amino acids. NCBI's taxonomy places the organism in Eukaryota, Metazoa, Arthropoda, Insecta, Hymenoptera, Apidae.